Molecule: messenger RNA, 1239 nt
Organism: Mangifera indica (mango)
Lineage: Eukaryota; Viridiplantae; Streptophyta; Magnoliopsida; Sapindales; Anacardiaceae
Exons: 2
Coding region: 1-1239 (412 amino acids)
Molecular function (GO): electron transfer activity
Source: RefSeq, a predicted model, not a curated record
AUGGAUAUAGAGCAAGAAGAGAUGCAAUUUCUUGGGCUCUUUGGCAUCUACAAAGAAGCCUACAAGGUGAUCUUCAGAUGGAGAAAAAUCUUCAGCCAAAUUACGCUUUCCUUAAUCCUCCCUCUGUCUUUCAUCUUCUUAGCCCACAUGGAGAUCUCCAAUCUCCUCUACAGAAACAUCAUCCACACCGAGAUUCAGCUCGACGAAACUCGAGCCGGGACUUCGAGAUACAACAAGCUUUCCCAGGUGAUUUCCGCUGAGAGAACGUAUUUCUGGCUUUUCCAAGCUGCAUACAUGACUUUCUUUCUCAUCUUAUCGCUCCUGUCGACGGCGGCCGUCGUUUAUACCAUUGCCUCUGUUUACACCGGCAAAGAAUUGAGUUUCAAGAAGGUUUUGAGCGUCGUCCCCAAGGUUUGGAAGCGACUUAUGGUCACUUUUAUCUGCACUUUUGUUGCUUUCUUCGCAUACAACGUUUUCGCAGUUUUAGUUGUCAUUCUUUGGGGGGUCUCAAUCGGCGAUACAAGCUUCGGCAUGCCAAUUCUCUGGGUUAUUUUCAUCUUGUACUUGGUGGGUUCUUGUUAUUUGACCAUAAUUUGGCAUUUGGCCAGCGUUGUGUCUGUUUUAGAAGAGUCCUGCGGAUUUGCUGCCAUGGUGAAGAGCCAAGCUUUGAUUAAAGGAAAAUUGGUGGUGACUUCGGUGAUCUUCUUCAAGCUGAAUGCUUCUCUUUACAUCAUUCGAAGAGUUUUUCAGCAUCUGGUUGUCCACGGAUGGAGAGUGGCCAUGGUGAACAGGAUUUCAUAUGGGAUCCUUUGUUUUUUGUUACUCUUCAAGCUGAUUUUGUUCUGGCUUGUCAUCCAAACGGUGAUUUACUUCGUCUGCAAAUCGUAUCACCAUGAGAAUAUUGACAAAUCGGCUCUAUCGAAUCACCUGGAAGUUUAUCUGGGAGAAUAUGUUCCUUUGAAAUCCAAGGAUGUCCAGCUUGAACAAUUUGAAGAAAGAUUUUAUGAUAUUUACGAGCAUGAUUUGAACCUUUUUACACUGUUCAACUACGAUCCAACAAUCCACAAUGUGGUGGCUGUCAACAGAGGAAGUUACAGCAGCUGCUCCGCUCCGGCGGGUGCCAAAGUGUUUAAAUCAGGCAAGGAUCGGAUCAAGUUGGUGAAGGGACAAAACUUCAUCUUAUGCAGCUUCUCUGGACACUGUCAAUCUGGGAUGAAGAUUGCUGUUAAUGCCGCAUAA